AUGUGGGGGGACACUGCCACAGUGGGCGCGAUCCUCGGCCGCGGCUGCCCCGUUGACUGCCGCGACUACGACGGCCGCACCGCGCUGUUUGUCGCGGCCGUCAACGGCCAGGCGGACACCGCGCGGCAGCUGCUGGCCGCCGGCGCCGACCCCAACGCGCGCAACAGCUUUGGCAGCUGCCCCCUGCUGGAGGCGUGCCUGUCGGGCCACGAGGCCAUCGCGGACAUACUGCUGGAGGCCGGUGCCCUCCUGAACCAGCCGGAGGUGGAGGAGGCGGCACUGCUCUCAACCGUGAUACACAGCGGGGACCACGCGCUGCUGCGGCGCCUGCUCAGGGCGCACGCAAACCCCGCCGCCGCGGACUACGACGGACGCACGCCGCUCCACGUCGCCGCGCGGAGGGGCGACCUGGCAUCCCUGCAGGUCAUCGCGGCCGCGGAGGACGACCCCGCCGUCGUAGCCCUGCCCGCAGUGCAGUGGGACGCGCCCGACCGCGCAGGCGUCACCGCCGAUACGGAGGCCAGCCGCGCCGGCCACGCAGCCGUGGCUGCGUUCCUGCGCCAGAGGAUCCAGGCCGCGAGGGCAGCCGCCGCGAGCGCGCCCGCGCAAAUGCAACCUGCGGGCGGGGCGGGCGCGGCCGCGGGCUUCGGCAGCGGCGGCACGGCGGGCGGCGUGCCGGGCGGGUUUGCGAUGCGCUUCGGGCGCGCGCCGUCGGCGGUCGGCGGCCCGCGGCCGGCGGUGCGCACGGGCAGCGGCUCGCUGCAGGUGCGGCUGCUCAGCGGCUUGGCGCCGCGGCGGCCGCCGCCGCUGGCGGGUGCGGGGAGCUCCCCCCUCUCUGAGAGUGCGGGCAGCGAGGAGGGGGGCGGCGACGGCGGCGACGGGAGCGGGAGCGGAGAGGCGUGA
Molecule: messenger RNA, 903 nt
Organism: Monoraphidium neglectum
Lineage: Eukaryota; Viridiplantae; Chlorophyta; Chlorophyceae; Sphaeropleales; Selenastraceae
Exons: 4
Coding region: 1-903 (300 amino acids)
Molecular function (GO): protein binding
Source: RefSeq, a predicted model, not a curated record